AUGGUCGAGGAAGCCAGCAACGCUGUGUCGGCACUAUGCCCGGAUAGCCACUGGCAGCGCUUUUUCCAACUCUUUGGGGAGCUGGUGAUGCUCGAGCGGGUGCUCAGCGAGCCGGGCCGAGCCGUGCUUCUGGCCAUGUACGAGGCCCUCGCAGGACGUUGCCUUUUCUGCGAGAGCCAAGACUGGAAUCCUGUUUUCCCUGUGCUCUGCACCCUGCGGGACUACGACGUCCUGAAGGCCCAGCUCUGCCGUGGCGAGCGCGUCCAGGAUGACGAGGCGGCCUUCGUGCUGCGCCGCCUGGACGGCGACAGGGCCCCAGAAUGGCCAAGCCCAUCGCCUCCCGAGGUGCUGCUAGUGACUACGAGCAUGCCUGCCGCUGUUUGCGGCAGGGAUGGCCCGCUAGCGCUGCGGCUGGUGCAUGUCUCGAAGGCGCAUGCGGUCUUACGACUGUUUAGAGAUACGUCCUCUAUCCCAGCGACAUGGAAGCUGACCAUACAAGACACAUCCACCAAUGGCACCUGGGUCAACGGUGUGAAGCUGAUGCAUAACACUCAGCAGGAGCUCAAGCUGCACGACCAGGUUUGUUUUGUGCCGCCAGCGCCUGCUUCUCGCCAGUUGAUCUACCAGGUGCUGCCCGGCAGCAUGCAUCACAGCGGCUUGCUUCAGAGACCGGCGGCGAUAUCUGCCCCUGCGGACAUCGUGGAGAGGGUGCCAAGCAUGCCACCGCCCUCCUCUGUUCCGAGUCAUGCAACAGCGAGGACAGCGAGACCUUCCAAAAGACAGCGACUUCAGGACGAAUGUUUGUCGACUUGGUUGGCGUCACUUGGAGACCCAGCUGUUCUCCAAUACGAGCACCAGCUUCUCAGGCUAGCCCGCUCAGCAUCUGACCUGAGAGACCACUAUGCCUCAGACAUCAGCCGCUUUGUCGCUGAGCUGGGCGUGCGAGAGGAGCAUAAGGCGACGUUCAGGCGAGGCCUGCUGCAGCUCCGUCACGCGAGCUGA
Molecule: messenger RNA, 1002 nt
Organism: Symbiodinium pilosum
Lineage: Eukaryota; Dinophyceae; Suessiales; Symbiodiniaceae
Source: the annotation of a GenBank genome assembly